Tripterygium wilfordii is the source of this 3219-nucleotide messenger RNA. Its product is annotated as pentatricopeptide repeat-containing protein At3g54980, mitochondrial-like. Lineage: Eukaryota; Viridiplantae; Streptophyta; Magnoliopsida; Celastrales; Celastraceae. The record is from RefSeq and is a predicted model, not a curated record. The coding region runs from base 66 to 2687 and encodes 873 amino acids. The transcript is spliced from 3 exons. Gene Ontology annotation, molecular function: protein binding.
UUUAACGUCUACAAUUAGGGCUUUGGUAGAUCUUCUCUUCCGCCUCUUUGUGCAGAAGCCUAACAAUGAGAUAUGCACUCACUUUUUCACCGAUUCCUCAAUACAUUCUUCACUCCUUCAGAAAUCCUAAAUGUCUUUGUUCUAAAACCCAGUUUCCCGACGUAGAUAUCUUAGACCAUCAGAAUCCCAGCAGUCCCCACCCAAACACCAACUUUCCCGAGAAAAUUGUCCUUGAUUCCAAUUCCCCUGAGAAAAUCAAUUCAUGCUCUCAUUUUCCUUCUAACCCAACUGCCCCAGCGCCCAAAGAUGCCCACUCAACAGCACCAAUCUCCGAAAGCGAGAUUUUGAGGGGAAGCCAUUUGAUUGACACUCUUCUGAGUCACAGGACCAAUCCAUAUCGUGCUUGGAGAUACUUCAAUGAGGUAGAAAGUAAGCGUGGUUUUGUCAAGGGUAUUGAUUCGUUUUGUGUUUUGCUUCAUAUUUUGGUGGGAUUUCCUGAGACUCAUAGAUUCGCUCGUAAUUUGCUCAAUUGGUUUUGCUCUGGUGAUUCAAGCCCCACGCCUUGUGUUGUUGUUGAUCAUUUAAUGGACUCUGCGGAGAGGUUUGGUUUUCAAUUAGAUUCUCCAGUUUUUGAUUUUCUGUUGAAUGGUUAUGUUAGAGCUACUAGGCUAAGUCAUGCCAUGAAGUGUUUUGAUGGGAUGAUAGAGCACGAUAUAAUUCCUUCAGUUAAAUCUUUUAACAUAUUUCUGGCUGCUUUAGUUAGGAGCAAUUUGAUUGUUGAAGCAAGAGAACUGUAUAAUAAAAUGAUUCUGAAAGGAGUAAGUGGUGAUUGUGCUACUAUUCAUAUGAUCAUGCGAGCUUGUUUGAAAGAAGGGAAGCCUGAGGAUGCUGAGGAGUUAUUCAGUGAGGCAAAGACUAGAGGUCUAGCAUUUGAUGCUGCUGCAUAUGAAGUUAUUAUUUGGGCUGUCUGUAAGAAGCCCAACUCUAGUUUGGCCUAUGCUUUGUUGAAGGAGAUGAGAGAUAUGGGAUGGGUUCCUUCUGAGUGUGCAUUCACUUGUAUAAUUGGGGCUUGUGUUAAGCAGGGAAAUAUGGUAGAGGCGUUGAGGAUUAAGGAAGAGAUGGUGAGUUGUGGAAAAAUGAUGAAUUUGGUGGUUGCAACCAGUUUGAUGAAAGGAUAUUGCAAGCAAGGUGAUAUGGUAAGUGCUUUUAAUAUGUUUGAUAAGCUAUGUGAGGAUGGACCUAUUCCAAAUAAGGCUGCAUUUGCAGUUUUGAUUGAAUGGUGCUGUAAGUGUGGGAACAUGGAAAAGGCACGCCGCCUUUACUGCCAAAUGAAAGAAUUGGGCAUCUUGCCUACCGUCUUUAUUGUGAAUUCCCUGAUACGUGGAUUCUUGAAAACUCGGUCAUUAAAAGAAGCGUUUGAGUUGUUAGAUGAGGCAGUUGUGCAUGGCAUUGCCAAUGUUUUCACGUAUAACACUCUCCUAUCUUCGCUUUGUAAAGAGGGCGAGGUAAGUGAAGCUUGCACUUUAUGGGAAAAGAUGGUGAAUAGAGGUGUUAUGCCCAGUAUAGUUUCUUAUAACAAUCUGAUACUUGGCCAUUGCAGAGACGGGAACAUGGAUAUGGCACAUGGUGCAUUUCUGCGGAUGCUUGAUUGUGGGUUAAGACCUAAUGUUGUGACAUAUUCUACUUUAAUUGAUGGGUAUUUCAAAAACGGAGAUGCAGAACAUGCCUUUGAUGUGUUCGAUAAAAUGGUGGGUGAGAAUAUUACCCCCACGGACUACACUUUCAAUACAAUUAUUACCGGUUUGUGCAAAGUCGGUCGUACAUCUGAGUCAACCAAUAAGCUGAAGAAAUUUGUUGAGGAAGGUUUCAUUCCCAUCUGUAUGACAUACAAUUCCAUUAUAGACGGGUUCAUAAAGGAAGGCUCUAUUGAUUCUGCAAUGGCUGUUUAUAGAGAGAUGUGUAAGAGUGGAGUUUCCCCUAAUGUUAUCACCUACACAAGCUUGAUCGAUGGGUUUUGCAAAACCAACAACAUUAAUCUUGCUUUGAAAAUGCGGAAUGAGAUGACAAACAAGGGUCUCCAACUAGAUGUUACAGCAUAUUGUGCUCUCAUUGAUGGGUUCUGCAAAAGACGAGAUAUGGAUCGUGCACGUGAGCUUUUCUCUGAACUCCGUGAAAUUGGGUUAUCUCCUAAUGCAGUGGUUUACAAUAGCUUAAUUAGUGGUUUCAGGAGUAUAAAUAACAUGGAAGCGGCACUUGAUUUACAUAAGGCUAUGAUGAAAGAGGGAAUUCCUUGUGACUUGAAAACAUACACUACGUUAAUUGAUGGGUUGCUAAAAGAGGGUAAACUACUCUUCGCGUCAGAAAUUUACUCAGAAAUGCUUGACAAGGGUAUUGUUCCUGAUAUAGUCACAUACACUGUCCUGAUAAAUGGUCUUUGUAACAAAGGACAGGUAGAUAAUGCCCGGAAGGUUUUAGAAGAGAUGGAUAAGAAGAGUCUGACUCCAAGUGUUCUUAUUUAUAAUGCCCUAAUUGCUGGACACUUUAGAAAGGGAAAUCUGGAAGAGGCUUUUAGACUGCAUAACGAGAUGCUUGACAGAGGUCUUGUACCUGAUGAUGCUACUUAUGACAUCCUUAUCAAUAGAAAGUUAAGAGGUGAAAAUUUACUCUCCGGAGUUUCGCAUGCUUGAAAAGCAAGUUGACUAACCACUGUUUCUGAGUUGGCCUCAACAUUGUUUUGGCCUUUGAACGAUAAAAACAUAUAAUGGCCUGCAAUAAGUAUCACGGUGAAAGCCUUCGCUGUCUGCUAUGAAGUUUGAGUGCCUUCAUCUUCCUUGGGCUCACUGAAGCAGAAAUGUCAAAAAGUUUGCUGCUCAUCGAAAUUAAUGGGCUCAUCUGCAGUGUGCAAGUGUGUGCUCAGGUGGUUGGCACAAGCUGCAGUGUUAGCUGAGCUCUGGUCGCAGUUGGCAUAAACCAACCAACCUACUUUGGAAUCAGGCAUGAAGGUCAACCUGCCAUGUAACAUCACAAGAGUUGUUCCACCUAAUCUAGUUAGCUUUGCAUUAUCCCCCACACUUCAAGUCAACUGUAUAAAUAUAUUAUUGGCUUUGAUUUGGAAUUACAAAUUCAACUGUUCUGAUUCUUUCUAUGCAAGGAAUGUACAGCAAGAAGAAUAAUAUGUGUAGAGAUUGUUUUUUUAUACAAGUAUUUGUGGUUACCUGA